This is a messenger RNA of Patiria miniata (bat star), 2551 nucleotides long. RefSeq names its product protein Wnt-7c-like. Gene Ontology annotation, cellular component: extracellular region. Gene Ontology annotation, molecular function: frizzled binding; cytokine activity. Gene Ontology annotation, biological process: canonical Wnt signaling pathway; cell fate commitment; neuron differentiation. The transcript is spliced from 2 exons. Bases 9 to 758 code for a protein of 249 amino acids. NCBI's taxonomy places the organism in Eukaryota, Metazoa, Echinodermata, Asteroidea, Valvatida, Asterinidae. The record is from RefSeq and is a predicted model, not a curated record.
ACCGUGAGAUGUCUUUUCUCCAAGGCAUGACAUCAGCAAGCAUCACCUUCCACGUCACCCGGGCCUGCGGCAGCGGGGAGGUCGUAGAGUGCGGGUGCGCCCAGUCUAGAGGGCGCAAAAACAACAAGGACUCAGGCGUGGAGGACUGGGCCUGGGGCGGCUGCUCGGAUAACAUCCGCUAUGGCAUGUACUUCACAAGGGACUUCAUUGAUACCACGGACGCGGGCGCCAGCGAUACGACGGGCGCCAAUCUGAUGAUGCAGCACAACUAUGAGGCUGGGCUCAAGACAAUUGACUCCAACAUGAGAGUGAAAUGCAAGUGCCACGGCGUCUCAGGUUCCUGCACCUCCAAGGUCUGCUGGAACACCAUGCCCAAACUGGAGGAGAUCGGACGCAUCGUCUUCGACAAGUACGAACAGGCCAAGUUCAUGACCUACUCACGCAAACGCCGCCGAUUACGCCCCAACAAGAAGGACAAGUCUGCACGCGGGAAGCCGUCAAAUACGGACUUGGUCUAUGUGCUGCCCUCGGUGGACUACUGCGAACCUAACAAGAAACACGGUUCCAUAGGGACCCACGGUAGGCUCUGCAACAAGACCAGCAUGGAAGAGAACGGAUGUCCUUUGCUUUGCUGCGGCCGGGGUUAUCAGACCAUGGUGCGGAAAACCAGAGGAAACUGUAACUGCCGGUUCGAGUGGUGCUGCGAGGUGGUCUGCGAGACGUGCGAGUUGUCUGAAGAACUGCACAUUUGUAACUGAAAAUUGUUUCUUCACAACGAGAUCGGCGUAUCUGAACCAUUUUUUUUCUUAAAGCACAAAGUAUCUUUGGACGGACAGCUGAUGAAUUGUGCUCAGUCAUUGGGUACAGGAAAUCUUCCGUUUGUGUUGAUUGCCAUUUCAAGAGUUGACACGUCUUCAGAUUUUGAUGCAUGAGGCAGGCAAUACAUGAAUGAAACUGUGGCUUGGCGAACAGGAAACACUGGAUUUGGAGAUAAUAAAGCGGACUACAUUCUGUCCAGAUUCCUCAGUUAAGAAAUCUUCAAACAAUUAAGAAGUGACAGUAACUGCAUGACAAGCACCGCACUAAGUUAAGCUGUUCAUUUCCCCACCGUUUUAUCUUGUCAAAAUCAAACAAGCUUGAGCAUGAAGACACAAACAACAAAUUAAAAACACUUCAUGAGUAUGAAAUAAAUGGAGCUUGGACUCAAUAGUCAGUGGUCUGCAAACUUGUUUUCCAAAGUCCAUCACAACUCUGGUCGGAAAAGGUACAAUAAUGAACCAAGCGCCCUUGGAUGUGUGGCGCCCUCAUACUUGUGGAUGAAGCAAUAUGGCAGAAAUGAACUGCUGUGGUUUGCAAAUUCAUUAAACACACACAACAAAUUGAGACAUUUAUAGCUUGACAAAAGAUGCAAAGGCCUGCCCAACAGAUGACAAAAUCGACCAGAUGCUGGCAUAUUUGGAGAAAGGGAUAACAGCUAUUUUAUUAUUUUUAAUUUUUUUUCUUUUGCUGACUUACAGCACAUAAUAUCCUUAACAUCUCUGCAGAGGGGGCUGUAUAAUUGGUCAGAGAAUAAAAAAGACUAAAAAAAUACUUAAAAUCAUGUCUCAGCAAAAGCGUCUUUCAUGGAUUAAUUCAAAAAUUGGAUUGUAUAUACACUGUUUAUGUUUGACAUUAAAGGUAUAAAGUGUGUACAGUGUAACUUAGCGGACGCAUGCAUUUUCGUGUAUUUAUCAGGGUACGGAAGGUAUUUUGGUGUUGGGGAUUCCAUAUAGGGAACUUUAUUCCCACAAUUAUUUAUUCAUUGGUUUUGAAAUAAUGCUUAUUUGAAAGCUGUGUAUUGUCAGAAUUUGUUUAUCUGAUCAGACAUUGUUUAAAAAAUGAGAUAAUAUUUUUUGAGAAGUGUAAAGCCAAAUUGUUAAUAUUAAACUGAGGAUUGUUAAUUUUAGUAAAAAUAAAGGUAAGUGCCUUGAAAUAACAAGCUUAGGGUUGAUCCAGAAAGUUUGGGUGGGGGGUGGGGUCUCUCUCAAGUAAAAAUUGCCUUAUUUGAGAAAAUUUGGUGACUGCCGGGGGGUGCGUGCGUGCCCCCUCCACACCCCCUGGAUCCACCACUGAAUAAAGAUAUAAAAAACCAAGGCUUUUUACAACUAUUCUUGAAGAUCUUGAUUAUAAAUUUGAGACAGGAAUUCCCAGUUUUGUUUUAGUUUUGGCUUUCCCAUCAAUGAAUUCUCAUGAGUUUCAUACAAAGAGUAUAGGUUCAUUUCAGUAUUUUUGUCUUGUAUUCACUGAGUUGAAACAUAACAGAGGUUGGUUUUUAACAUCCUGGUAAAAAGACAAUUGAUUCUAUGGCCCUUUAUAUAAAGUAUGACAUUUUUGUAAUUCUAACAAUACAAAAUUGCAGAAAGCUUGGCUGUAUUGAACAUUUUAAAACUUAGGCAGUUAGCUAGAAUCCAGAGUUAAUUCCCCAAAUCACUUGUCUUAUAUUGUUGUUAUAAAUAUAUUGUGUAUUGUAUUUUAUAAUAAAUUGGUAUUUACAAUGAUUGAUACAAAAAAA